Messenger RNA from Pocillopora verrucosa, 1976 nucleotides. The record is from RefSeq and is a predicted model, not a curated record. Lineage: Eukaryota; Metazoa; Cnidaria; Anthozoa; Scleractinia; Pocilloporidae.
UAUAACUCAGAUCGCGAAACGGCCUCAGCUGAGCUACUGAUUCAAAGAUACAGUGUCUCACUCAGGUAAAGCUGCGGAAACAUGGUUAGUUUUGCCAACAGAAAUGGUAUAAUUCUGAUAGCCAUUUCAAUCGCUGUCGCCUUGGCGAUCGUGAUAGGGAUAUCUCACACGCAAAAAUCAACAGCAUCAUCCAUGAAUAAACGCCGAGCGGGUGUGCCUAUUUCUCUUCCUACGAGACAGACAGAGAAUCAAUGGUUCAAAGAUGGCGUGAAACUCAUCAGAGACAAUCUGAAUAGGCAACCGCUGACUCAUACAGCAAAGAACACGAUCUUGUUCCUUGGCGACGGUAUGGGUAUAACUACUACCACUGCUGCACGUAUCCUGGCAGGUCAAAUGUUAAACCAGUCGGGAGAAGAAUAUGUCCUUAGUUGGGAAAAGUUUCCGUGGUCUGCCCUGUCCAAAACAUACAAUGUAGAUCAACAAGUUCCAGACUCCGCUGGAACAGGAACUGCCUUUUUGAAUGGUGUGAAGACUAAUGCUGGCGUAAUCGGUGUAGACGAGGCUGUAAAGCGAGGAUUCUGUCAAAGUUUAAAUGAAAGCAACAAAGUCCUGUCCAUACUAACAUUGGCAGAAAUGGCGGGAAUGUCAACUGGUAUCGUGACAACAACGCGUGUCACGCACGCAACACCAGCUUGUCUGUACGCACAUUCACCGGAGAGGGGGUGGGAGAGUGACCGCGACCUGAGGCGCAAAGCAAAGGAUGACGCAUCCAACUGCACAGACAUAGCUUUACAACUCAUUGAGUACCCGUUUGGAGAUGGAAUUGAAGUUAUUUUCGCUGGAGGUCGGAGGGAGCUUAUACCCAAUAACGAGACCGACCCUGAAUACCCGGAUUUGAAGGGAGAGAGGCUAGAUGGCCGAAACCUGAUUCAAGAGUGGGUGGAUAAAUUUCCAAAUUCUCAAUACGUUUGGAACAAAACUGGCUUUGACCAGAUUGACGUCAACAAGGUUGAUCACGUUCUAGGUCUGUUUGAGUACAGCCAUAUGCAAUAUGAAGUCUUCAGGAAGGAGAAUGAAACAGAGCCAUCCAUUGAAGAGAUGACAGAGAAAGCCAUAAAUAUCUUGCAGAAAAAUCCAAAAGGAUAUUUUCUCCUGGUGGAAGGUGGCCGCAUUGACCACGGACACCAUGGUACAAAGGCGGUGCGUGCCCUGAAUGAUGCUGUUGCUAUGGCAAAGGCUUGUGAGAAGGCGACAGAAAUGACCAAUCGAGAAGAUACUCUCGUGGUAGUGACUGCUGACCAUUCUCACGUGUUUUCCAUGGGUGGUUACGCUAAACGUGGCAAUUCAAUCUUUGACCUGGUAGUAAAAGUUGGCGAGACUACGCCGGACGAAGCAAAGGACAAACUUCCUUACACAGUCUUGGGUUAUGCAAAUGGACCCGGAGGAGAACGGGUAAAUGGUACACGACAAGACCUCACAGGGGUGGACACGGGAGACAGUGACUUCGAGCAACAAGCCACGGUUUGGUUAAGCUCGGAAACUCAUGGGGGAGAUGACGUAGGAAUAUAUGCAGACGGUCCGGGAGCCUACUUAUUCCGUGGUGUUGUGGAACAGCCGUAUAUAUUUCACGUGAUGGACCAUGCCAUGUGUUUAAGUGAUAGCAAGCGGGAUACGUGUGAUAGGCACCCAGCGAGAGAGUAACGAAACUAUAGAGAAAAUUAAAACUGGCUGUUUUAAAUGAACCUCAGUGAAAUCAAAACGGCUCAUCAUAACACAGAAAAAUAUUACAAGGAGCUGACGAAAACUGAAACUGGCUGACGCGGGGUCAAAAGAAAGUGACCCGAUCCUGUCGGAUGUCUUAGGUUCCCGAUCUGAUUGGUGGAGAGGGCAGCACAAGUUUUCUUGUCCAAUCAGAAAGAAAAGUAAAGAAAAACCAAUGCAAUUCCAUUUUGAUUUUUACAUUCACUUGAAAAUCU